AUGCUGCUGAGCCCCGAAACUGUUGGUGCCGUCGGGGAGAAGAAGAAUGCAGGCUCGCGGGCUGUGCACUUUCUAUCCAGUGAAAAGGAGCUUGGGCAGUGUGAGCUCUGCAGCCCUCCAAAGGCUGUCCCUUCCAGCAUCAGCCCAGAAAACAAGAUUCCUCCCGGGCGCGGAGAGCUCAGGGUGGAGACCCAGGGCCAGCCAGGGAAUCCGGCCGCGCCCACCACGUGGCCCCCAGGCCCAGGGCAGGGUCCAUCCUUCUCCCAGCCUCCAGCCCCCUCCCCACCCGCUUCCCACAACCCGCAGCACCCUGAGCCCCAGAGCGCCCCUCUCCGCCAAAGGGGCCGCAGCACAGCUGUGCAUACACCAGGCUGCUGGCCGUGGGCUAACCCGGGGCCACGGGGGACAAGGGACUGCUGGGCGGGGGUGAGGGCUGGGUUUGGUUUGGGAAGUAGCCUCUGGCACUUGUCAGACCUGCCUGGAGAUGGGCCAGCGGGGGCGAGGCCUCAGUGGGUCAAUUCUCAAAGAACCCUAGCUCCCACCACCUCAGCCAACCCCAUGUGUAGGCGCUUUGUAGUCACUUCUGCCCCAGCUACCCAGAAAACCUCCGGACCCGCGAUGGACAAGGAAGUGGAGAGAACCACCUGGAUGUCUGCCUGCUCCAUUCUGCACUGCCACUCCCUCUCCACAAAGAUCAAGUCUCCUGCCCUCCUUUGGUCAGAGUUCCUUUUCUCUGCGGAGCACCCAUAUGACACAGUCUUACUAAAUUGCCACUGGGCUGAGCUUGAACAUGAAAUCCUCCUGCCUCAGCCUCUUGAGUAGCUGGGAUUUGCAGGCAUGUGCCACUUCACCCAGGUAGAAAAUUCUUUUCACUGGAACUCCAUUAUUUGGAGAAUUCAGACACAAACAUAUUUUGGCCUGAAUUUAAUUGAAACAUUCAGAUAAUUGUCUCAAUUCACUUUUUAUAACAAUGAUCAACAGAUUUCCCAAAUUGGUGAAUGGUUUCUUUCAUUAUUAAGAAUUUAAUCCCUAUUCCUCCCCAAGGACCGUCCUUCUCUAGAAGUGGCCAUAUACUCGCUUUGCCUGGGAGACCUGGAUGCCAGCAUCUGAGACUCCGGCUUCCGUGUAUUACGCAUGUUCAGGCCACUAGUGAAUAUGGCAUUACUUUCUCUUGCUUCUGCAGAGAAUAGCAAGGGGGAAUUCUGCUACUCACUGAGAGAAAGGAGUAUCUACAGGUAUUAUGUGUGACCCUCAGUCCCUUCUCUCUGACAACCAUCAGUAACAGGUGGGCAGUCCCCAAUGCAGACUGCUUCUAUUUUCCCAGACCAGGCCCCAAAUAAUAAAAAUUGCCUCUUUUCUAUUUUAAAAAGUAGAACUGCUUACAAGAAUUCUCAUUUUUUUUAACUUAAAAAAAAACACAACUCAAUGCAUACACAUGACUAAUUAAGUUCUUAGAUACUAGGGGACUAUGCUGACAUCCAAUAUACAAGGAUUUUGCUCUUUUAAAAAAAAAAAAAUUCUUUUGACCACAAUAGCUGAGCUUUGUCUUAGUUCUAGAAAUUAGACCCCGAAGAGUCUUUGGUAAAUAUUUCCUGCUUUCCAACACCACAAUAUUUCUCUCUUAAGUAACAGACUUUAUGGUUCUCUAAUGAGACCAUUAAACUUUUGUUAUGCUUUAACAACAUAAUUUGUUAAUUCUUAAUGUUGUCAACAAAUGGCCCUAAUAAGUAUCUUCCAAGAAGAUCAUGAUCAAAAACAUAAAAAUGUAACUCUCCCCGGAUUCAAGGACCUCUUUCAAAUUGGCAAAGAUUCUGGCAUCAUGAAAUGCUGGUGAUUGUGCAAGAGUCUGCCUGUAUCUGUUCGGCAUUAUUAAGAUGGAUGGGUGAUUAGAAGCAAAUGUUGUUUCUGUCAUUUGCCAACUUAUACACAGCCUGGAAAGAGAACUGUAUUGACCUACGUUUUUGGUGAACUACAGCCAAAUAUAAACAUUCACAUAAGACCACAUUUUCCUAAUUCCCUCCUGGACCUCUCUGCCACUCUUUUCAGGAACAGUUUAACUUUGAGGACUUGCUGUAAUUCAGUCUUUUUAUCACAUCUGUUUGAAGCUCAAA
Messenger RNA from Ictidomys tridecemlineatus (thirteen-lined ground squirrel), 2111 nucleotides. The record is from RefSeq and is a predicted model, not a curated record. NCBI's taxonomy places the organism in Eukaryota, Metazoa, Chordata, Mammalia, Rodentia, Sciuridae.